This is a messenger RNA of Periophthalmus magnuspinnatus, 2249 nucleotides long. RefSeq names its product bradykinin receptor B2 (gene bdkrb2). Bases 114 to 1169 code for a protein of 351 amino acids. NCBI's taxonomy places the organism in Eukaryota, Metazoa, Chordata, Actinopteri, Gobiiformes, Gobiidae. Gene Ontology annotation, molecular function: bradykinin receptor activity. The record is from RefSeq and is a predicted model, not a curated record. Gene Ontology annotation, cellular component: membrane. The transcript is spliced from 2 exons. Gene Ontology annotation, biological process: smooth muscle contraction; immune response; vasoconstriction.
CCGUACACCGGGCUUCUGUAGAAAGAGAGCAGAGGAGGAAAGAGCAGACAGGACCAGACAGGGGAAGACAAGGGCAGAGAAGCCGGGUCCGAGUGACACAUCUGGAGCCAGACAUGAACACUCUACAGCCUACCAUCUUUUUGGCCAACUUCUCUACAACGGCCUUCCCCGACGUCAAAAAUGACUCCGAUUGUCCUGACGCCAUUUCCUGGGACAUCUUCUACUCCAGCCUCCACAUCUAUAUCUUCAUCAUCUCCGCUUUGGGAAUCUUCCUCAACAUCUUCGUCCUUCUGGUCUUCUCCCUCCACAAAAAACCCUGCACCGUCGCCGAGAUCUACCUUAGCAACCUAGCCGCCGCCGAUCUGAUCCUGGUUUCCUGUCUGCCAUUUUGGGCUAUCAACAUUUACAACAACUACCAAUGGCCUUUCGGAUCGUUCAUGUGCAAAGUGGUCAAUCUAGGAAUCAAGAUGAACAACCUCUGCAGCAUCUACUUCCUCGUUCUUGUUAGCAUCGACCGCUACAUAGCUCUGGUGCACGCUAUGUCGUACGGUCGGAUGCGUCGACCGAAGUACGCGAAAAUUGGAUGCUUGAUAGUUUGGAUUUUUGGGCUAAUCUUGGAGAGUCCCGUUCUUAUAUUUCGGAAAGUUGAAUAUAUCCCUGAUUACGACGUGACUGCGUGCAUUAUUGAUUACCCAAGCGUGGAAUUUUCACAGUUUUGCGACAUCAUGUUAACGAUAAUUAGCUUCCUUAUUCCAAUUUGCAUCAUUGCGUAUUGCACAUUAAGGAUCAUCCAGGCUUUGAGUAACAAGAGUAUGGAUAGGUUUCACACAGAGCGUACGGAAAAGAAAGCCACGACUCUGAUAUUGGCGGUUCUUGGAGCGUUCCUGAUUUGUUGGGUCCCCUUCCAUUUGAUCUCGAUCCUCGAUGUCCUCUGUAGAGCUAAGGUCAUACUAGAUUGCUUUACCAGUAACGUCGUUGAGUUCUGCAACCAGAUCUUCACCUACUUGGCCUUCUUCAACAGCGUUCUCAACCCCGUCUUGUACGUGCUAGUCGGGAAGAAUUUCAGGAAGAAGAUGUCGGAGGUGUUCCACCAGUGGGAGAUAGUGAGGCCCGUGACGUCAGAUUCCACCAGAUCGCACCUGUCGUCAACGCUUAAGACUACAGUGUGAGGAGUAAUAAAGGGAUCAUACGGAAGACUAUAGCCGCACACUGUCCAAACGCAAAAAUGCUAGAUAUAACUGUCAGAAUUGUUUAAAGAGAUGGUAUUAUGCUAAAUUAUUUUUUUUUGGAGAUUUAUACCAUGUUAUAACAUUGUGCCUUCAUCAGGUUUUAUAUGUCAUCCAUGCAUGUUUGAGUAAUUUAGCGAUCUAUCCCAGGUCCUAUUCAAACUCUCCUUACGAUUGGCAGUACGAUUCUGUUCAAAGCCCUACCCGCAAGCCUACGUCACUCACGCUCCCAAUUUUCCAUAAAUACACAAAAGCAUCAUACAAAACAAUGCGCUACAACUUCACAAACCUGAUGCGAUGUGCAGUAGUUUCGUCAGGGGAGUGACAAAGACGAAAACUGAAACCAAGGAUGUUUUUGACGAAUAUACAGCUUUUUCAAAACAAUAAAAGGUAACAUAGUGAACUCAGUAUGUCACUCUUUAAAAAAAACAUCUUGGCACAUUUUAAAACUUUCAUAAAUAUGGUUUUAUGUGGCGAUAUUCCAUCUUCAAGACACUCAAAGCGGAUUCGAAACUGCCAACGUUUGGAUCAGUGGACGAACGCUCAACCGACUGAGCUACUGUUGCUCCACGAAGUAAGCUACUGGAAAUGUUUUGAAUCCGUAUAACUGAUAUACUAACGUUGCGAUGUUAUUGCUUUGCAUGGAAUAUUUGGCAAUUUGGCAUUUAACUUGUCUAUCUCCAUGGAGACAAGCAGGUGGUUAUUAAAAGCACUAUUAAUGUUGAUAAGAUUACAGGGUGGAUUUACACUGUGGAGAGUUGUCAUGCUUUUCUGGUUUGAUAAAUUGCAGAUGUAGCUUUACGUUGACUGUGCAAACUGUUUAAUCUGCUCAAACCUGACAGAUUCAUUCAACUAACCAUAAUAUAUUUAUUUUCAUGAACUCUCAAUAGUAUGUAUGUUUUGCCAUUAUGCUCGUUCAAAUGUAACUGUGCAAACAUAAUCUGAAGUUAUGUAGAGUCUGUGUGUGCUGUGUUCUCAUACUGCUUCUGUCAUCUAUAAUAUAUAUUUUAAACAUGUCAAACA